Trichophyton rubrum CBS 118892 is the source of this 988-nucleotide messenger RNA. RefSeq lists its product as uncharacterized. NCBI's taxonomy places the organism in Eukaryota, Fungi, Ascomycota, Eurotiomycetes, Onygenales, Arthrodermataceae. Bases 412 to 771 code for a protein of 119 amino acids. The transcript has a single exon. The record is from RefSeq and is a predicted model, not a curated record.
CACCCUCUCGCUGCCUUGGAAUUGUUCGGCUUUCGGCACCUUCCAACAUAACACUUGAUGUCAUGGUCUCCUCUAGCGAAAGGCGAAGCUACCAAUCAGGCCAGACCGCUAUGGAGUCCCGGCUGUUCAGGGUGAGACGAGGCAACGCGAGGGCUACGGAGUACUCGAGACACGUAAUACUGUGCUCUUCCGAGUACUUAGUAUCGUUGUUAUUCCUGGAGAUCCCAACCUUUCGAAAGACAGGAGUAAUUAUGAUUGGGAUCAUGGAGAGGAGCGAGAAGAGAGGAAAGAGGCCGACGUAAUUAGUUAAUACGACAUGUACAUAUUCUGUCAAUCCACGCAAACUCAAAGGUCGUAUGGAUCCAUCAGUUUCGGUAGCCAGUUUGGCCAUUCAUUCUUCCAAUCCGAUGCAUGUGCGGCGAGAGUAUAUUCCUGGUAGCCCAGGUACCAUCCAGCCUCUUCCUAGUCAAUCAAAGUAACCUCAUAUUUCCAGCCUUUCCUGCUUGGAUCAUGAACUUCUUCUUGACAAUGAUAUUGUCGCAUUGUAGGUCUGCUUGUGUGAAUGCAGACUUGUCUCGUGAAUGCAGCUCUCUCUUUCCGCCUGCGAGCGGCGUAACUAAGAAUCGUUGCCUCAUUCAAGUCCUCUUCGAUCUCGACCGGUCCGUUGAUCGCUGGAUUUGGCUCCACGCUUGUCGAACAUCAUGGUCCGGGAAGGCUGACGUCCGAGAAAGCUGUAGUAUCUUGGAGAUGGCAAAGAACGUAGUUCUAUGAAGUAGCUAGUCCUUGGGCGUUGCCCUGAUAUCCUCCUUUUCGUCGGUGAUGAGGGUGUCCCAAUAUGUCUUCGGUGUUUGACCGUCGAUUCAUUCCACGACCAUAUAGUUCAUUUCAAUUCUGGAGUCAGCGUCCUAAAUUUCAGCUUCAUGUAUGGAACCCAGGUGUCGGUGACCAUCCUCAUAAAAAUGGUAAUUUGGCCCCUGGAAAAGGAAAA